Molecule: messenger RNA, 1747 nt
Organism: Microdochium trichocladiopsis
Lineage: Eukaryota; Fungi; Ascomycota; Sordariomycetes; Xylariales; Microdochiaceae
Product: WD40-repeat-containing domain protein
Exons: 2
Coding region: 171-1631 (486 amino acids)
Biological process (GO): ribosome biogenesis
Cellular component (GO): preribosome, large subunit precursor
Molecular function (GO): protein binding
Source: RefSeq, a predicted model, not a curated record
GCCAGCACCACUUUAGCUGGCAGAUCACAAGCACCAUCGCAGUGACUUCGGAUCCCGCUCCUUUCUGCAUACCCGCGGACACAAUCUGACCUGGUCUUCGAUCGUUACGUACUCCUCGAGUCUCGGAAACAGCUUGCGAGCAUCUGCAAUUCGCACAUCCGACACACAUCAUGGCCACAUCCGGCUUCGGUGCUGAGGCACAGCAGGUCCUCAUCCACUUCACAACCAGCGCUGCCGACCUCCAGCUCCCAGAGGAGCAAAGACAGCUUCUCGUACCAUCAGACAUCAGACGCUAUGGUCUUUCCAAGAUCCUCAACUCCGAGUCGAUGCUCGACACGGCGCAGACGAUACCGUUCGACUUCCUUAUAAACGGUCAAUUUCUCCGAACCUCUCUCGAGGACUACUUUAAAGAGAACGGCCUGUCCUUUGAAUCUACCAUCACGCUAGAAUACGUGCGGAGUCUGCUCCCACCCACAUACCAGGCGAGCUUCGAGCACGAGGACUGGGUCAGCAGCGUCGACACUCUGUCACAGAACUCGCGAGCCGGGAUCUGGUCCGGCGACAAGCUUGUGCCGGGACAGGAUCGCGUCCUCUCGGCCUCAUACGACGGCCUCUUGAGAAUAUGGAACAGCUCUGGCUCAGUCAUUGCGACCUCACCGUCCGGUAGCCAGGGCGGACACAGCGCCAGCAUCAAGACCGCCAAGUUCCUGUCCUCUUCCCAGAUCGCCUCGGCCGGCCUUGACCGGACAGUGAGGUUAUGGAAGUACAACGAGGCCGACGACCACCUCUCGGGCACCCUCAAGCCUACUCUAGAACUCUACGGCCACAAGGCCUGCGUUGAGUCCAUCGACGUUCACACCCCAACUGGGCGCAUCCUGUCCGCGGGCGCAGACGGCUGUGUCGGCCUAUGGACAACUUCAAAGAGCUCGGCGCCUGCCGCGCCCGCGGAGCUUCUGCCCGGCGCGAACGCCACCAAGAAGCGCAAGGUCGCGACCUCUGUUGCGCCCCAGCGCGGUGCCCUGUCCUUGAACCAGCACCACUCGUCCCCCGUCUCGGCAGCCAUCUUCCACCCGCACGACAGCUCCGUCGCGUACUCGGCCUCGCAGGACCACACGAUCAAGACGCUCGAUCUGACGACAUCCCUGGUCGUCACGACGCUCACGACUGCACACCCUCUGCUCUCGCUGUGCUCUGUAAGUGGCAAGAACGGUCUCCUCGCCGCGGGCACCUCAGCCCGGCACAUCACCCUCAUCGACCCCCGCGUCUCGGCGGCCACGACGUCUGUCCUCACCCUCCGUGGACACCGGAACAUGGUCACUUCGAUAUCGGCAUCCCCCGAGGACGACCACUCGCUCGUGUCGGCCUCGCACGAUGGCACAUGUCGCGUGUGGGACUUGCGCAGCGUGCGGACGGGCACGGCCGCCGAGGGCCAGGGAAGUGUCGGCGAGUCCGUGUAUGUCAUCGAACGGGAAAGCCAGAAGGGCAAGAAGAAGAGUAGCGCAGCGGAGGUGCCUGGUCGUGGCAACAAGGUGUUCAGUGUGGUGUGGGACAAGUCUCUAGGAAUAGUCAGUGGUGGCGAGGACAAGCAGGUCCAGAUCAACAGGGGCCGUGACCUGUUGGCGUCGACGUGAGCAGUCAAACAGGUUUCUCGAUAAUGUGGAAAGAGCAUAUAAUCAUACCAUGAGCACCUUGUACAUUGAGGAAGCUGCAGCUUGUUUUCAGGAAAUGCAUUGCCGGCCAGUUUCAA